Molecule: messenger RNA, 1182 nt
Organism: Candidula unifasciata
Lineage: Eukaryota; Metazoa; Mollusca; Gastropoda; Stylommatophora; Geomitridae
Source: the annotation of a GenBank genome assembly
AUGCCUUACUCAAGUGACGAUGCUACCUACUGGGGUCCUGCACAAAGGUACUGUGGUGUCUGUAAAUGCUGCAGUCCUUACAUCAUUACCGAGACAUCUUUCUCCGCCAUGGCCAAGGACACACGAGUCACCUUUGACUCCGCACCAGCUCCAUCACCCAACAAACCAGCCAACAAGGUCCGCCACAACCGCAUUGCUGAACGCCAGAUCUCCUACGAGGACGCCGAGAACUGCGUCAACGAAAUGAGCGAGUCUUUCCCAGCUUUAAGCACACGCGCCCACAGACUUAUGCGCCAGGUGUCCGGCUCUUUCAACAACAGAACUAUCAAAGUUGCUCUCAUAAUGUCAGUGAUUUUAAACCUGCUUCUGGGAAUUCCCUUUGGAAUUUUCUUUGGGUUCUGGAUGUCGCAGAAGAACGAGGCGGUGGUGGGCACCUCGUUGCUAUCUUCAUCCAAAGACUCAAACAGCUAUAUCAUUAUAGAAUCUUGUUUCCCGUGUUCGGAUAAAGACCUUGACCGCAACACCCGAGUAAAGGUCAAGUCUAAAAAUAACAUCUGCUGCACGGACGAAAAAUUAUUCAAUUUUGAGGGAUCGCCUUAUUUCUGUCUAACCGCUGACGUCUUUAAGAGGCAAUGUGUGGGAAACACAGAUAUCGCACGUGCACCCCAGCCCUGCACAACCGGCUCUGGAAAUUCCCAGUCUGCAGGUGGGCAAUCUUUGGCUGCCGCUCAUCUCAUGUUGGAUGUAGAACAGACCAAAUCUAGAAUGAAGGAUUCUGUACACAAAAACGAUAUUAAUCUAGUCUGGCUGUACAGAGAUGUCGAACACAGGACAUUUGUGGGCGACGGCGUGGAGUAUGCCAAUGGACAAAUCACAAUCCAUAAAGCUGGAAAAUACCACAUCUACAGUCACAUGACUCUGAGCAGUAACGAAAACCCCUUGCCGGAACACUAUGACGAGAUAAUCAUUGUCCAUUCCCUUUUAUGGAAUCCCCGAGGAGCAUCGAAACAUUUACUGUUUUCACAAGUGACCCUAAAGCCAAACGAAGUGAAAAGCACUGAUAUUGAAGGCUCGUUUGAACUUCGAGAGGGGGACGUUAUUUCCGUGUAUCUUAGUCAUCCAUCAUUUCUCAAGAAUGUCUCGCCAGCAAAUGUGUUCGGAUUGUUUAUAUUACAGCAAUGA